Messenger RNA from Plasmodium reichenowi, 2103 nucleotides. RefSeq lists its product as hypothetical. Lineage: Eukaryota; Apicomplexa; Aconoidasida; Haemosporida; Plasmodiidae. The coding region runs from base 1 to 2103 and encodes 700 amino acids. The record is from RefSeq and is a predicted model, not a curated record. The transcript has a single exon.
AUGAAAAUCAUCCUAAAAAAUGUCAACUACCUUUUUCUUGAAUCUAACCAAAGAAAAAUAAAUAUAGAAAAACAUAAAAAGAAAGAAAUCAUUGUAAGCAUUUUAAUUGAUAAACUAAUUAAAAUAAAACAUAAAAAUGAAUUUUAUAAAUGUGCAUCAUAUUACAAUUUUUUAUUUAGUAAAUAUGUUAAAUAUCUUUCUAUAAAGGAUUGUUUAAAAUUAUAUUAUUUACAAAAUAAACAUUCUUCUUAUAUAUACAACACCAGAUUACUUACCCAUAUAUGUAGAUAUAUUAAUAAUACACCAAUUAAUAUUAUAUUAAAUUUAAAAAAUGAAUUUAUCUUAGAUUAUAUAUAUAAUUGUAAUAUAUAUAAAUAUAAGUACUUUUUUCAAACAGAAUAUUACCGUUUUAUUUAUAACAUGCUAUUAUUAUGUUCUCUUAGACUUUGUUAUCCUAAUGUUGUUGAAGAACUUUUUUGUAAGAAUCAUAAAGAAGAAGGAGAAAAAAACAGAAUAAACAAAACCAAACAAAUAAACCAAAUAAACAAAAUUAAUAAAACAAACGGAAUACAUAUUAAGUUAAAAAAUUUAUAUAUUUAUUAUAACAAAUUAAAUGAUAUUCAUAUAUCACAAUAUAUUUUUAUGAAAGGAUACCAUAAAUCAGACCAUUAUAUAGAGAAUAAUAUUUUAAACAGGGAUAGUAUGAAUAUAAUUAUAAAAUUAUAUAAAUGUCUUAGUAUAAAUCAUAUAUAUCCAUUUAUCUUCUUAAACCAAUAUUUAUAUAACAAUUAUAUCGUGUUCUCUCUAAAAAAACAAACACAAAAAUGUAUACAUAAUUUAAUAACCUCCAACAUUAGGACAAUGUAUGACUUUAAAGAAAUAACAUUCUUAAUUUAUAAUAAAACUAUAGAAUAUAUAAAAAUACAUAAUAUUAUCGAAUUAAUGUUUUAUUUAUCAAAAUGUAAUUUAUAUUUUUAUUAUGAAUCAUUUUUAUGUAAUUAUUUUUAUAUCAUCUCUUUAUAUAUCUGUAAAUUGAAGAAUGAUAUAAAUUUUACAAAUUUUAAGAUACCAAAUAUUAAUCAUAACAUUGUUGAAAAAAAAAGUGAAAAUCAAUAUAUCCUACAUAAUAAUGAUGACAAUAAGGAUGAUAAUAAGGAUGAUUAUAAGGAUGAUAAUAAGGAUCAUUAUAAUGAUGAUAAUAAGGAUCAUUAUAAUGAUGAUAAUAAGGAUGAUAAUAAGUAUCAUUAUAAUGAUGAUAAUAGUUAUUAUAUAAAAUAUAUAAAUAUAAAUAUAGAUAAUAUGAUUACUAGUUUUAUUAACUACCUCUCUUCAUCUUAUUCUUACAGAAAUGUAAAAAGAAAUAAUAAUACAACAUCAUCUGUCAUCUUAUGCUUAUAUCUUUGUUUAGAUUUAUUUUCCUUAUUUCCAAAAUUACAUAAUUUUUUCUUUAAUUUAUAUCCUACAUAUAAUAAUUACACAAAGGAGAUUUUAUCAAAGGACCAAGGAUUUAUUUUAAUACAUAAAAUAGAAGACACGUAUUUGAAAAAUGCAUCUUUUAUUAAGAAGUGCUUUCUUCUUAUAUAUAUUAUAAAUACAAUUAUAAUUCCUGUUAUACAAACAAAUGUUCUUAUAUAUAAUGAUAAGAAAUAUAAAAGUUUUUUAGAUUAUUCUAUAAACCAUAAUAAAAUUAAUAUAAAAGAAAAGAGAAUAAAAACACAAAAUGGUAAUGCUAUAAAUAAUACAUUAAAUAAAUAUAACCAUUCUGAUCAAUCAAAAAAAAAUUGUCACCAACAUCUGUCAUAUUAUUAUUUAAUAAAUAAACAUGUCAAAUUAUUCAUAUAUUCAUUAAGCUCAAAAAAUAAUAAUAUAUUUUAUUUCAUAAAUUUCUCAUAUCUAAAAUUAUUAUACAAUCAGAUGAAUUACUAUAUAGAUAAUUGUUGUAUAAAAAAGUACAAAAAGUCUGAAAUCGAAAAAGAUAUAUUUUACAAUUUAAAUGAAUAUAUCACAAAACGGUAUCCUACAUAUAUAUGUUCAAAUAAUAUGCAUAAAGGAAUACCUAUAUUUUUUACAAUAGACAUAUUGAUAUAUAAAAGGAAAACAUAG